Trematomus bernacchii (emerald rockcod) is the source of this 1956-nucleotide messenger RNA. It is a transcript of the gene lysmd4, whose product is annotated as LysM, putative peptidoglycan-binding, domain containing 4. NCBI's taxonomy places the organism in Eukaryota, Metazoa, Chordata, Actinopteri, Perciformes, Nototheniidae. The record is from RefSeq and is a predicted model, not a curated record. The transcript is spliced from 3 exons. Bases 125 to 925 code for a protein of 266 amino acids.
GGCUAACAGCAGCUAGCGCGAGCGCCACCAGUUGCUGCUGUAAUGUUCGCCUGUCCAGCCGGGGUGGACUCCUCUGCCAAGGCGCUGUCCUGCACUACUGUUGCCAUUUGGAUAAGGCUUCACUAUGCGGCGGGGGGAGCACGCUUCCCAGGCUUUCCAGGCCCCGGUGGAUGUCCAUGCCAGUGUAGAUGGGCAGAUCUACAUGUUCAACAGGAGGCCCAAUGAGUCUACUGCCUCCUCAGAUGAUGAGGAGCUCAUCGUCAUGGAGAUGAGGCCGCGAGUUUCACUGCAGGAGCCGGACAGUCUGAGGAACAUCCAGCUGCUGGAGCGGGAGGUGCUGGACGGGGACAACCUCAACAAGCUCGCACUGCAAUAUGGCUGUAAGGUGACGGAUAUAAAGCGGGUGAACAACCUCAUGCAGGAACAAGAUUUAUUUGCACUGAAAACCAUCAAAAUACCUGUUCAGAAACACAGCUUUUUAACCGAGUUGCACACAAGUGACCCUCAAGAAGAAAUGCCACACUCAACCCCCACACCAGUGAAGCCUCAGGACCGAGCCAGAGCCCAGCCACACCUGCAGGAGGUCACAGACUUCCUGAUGGAGGUGGACCAGGAUAUCGAGAAACUGAUUCAGAACACCAACGAUCAAGAUGAAACUUUUUUAGAUAACUCUGAGAAACAACAAAGGUUUGGUUUCAAAGGACAGCCUCUGAAGAGUCACGGCGCAGACUGGGGCAUCCAGUGGUGGAACGCUGUGGUGGCCAUGCUCCUGAUCGGCAUCGUCCUGCCAUUAUUUUAUGUCAUUUAUUUCAAAACAAAAGAUAGUGGAGUAGCUUCACCAACAGAUGGUGGAGGUGCUUUAUCUUCCAUCCCCUAUUCAAACACCUCGGGGACAGGAGCCGAACACUUCCAAGAACCAGGAUAAAGCACACCGGAAUCAUUUUAAGACUGAUGAUAUUUAAGGUGUCAAUCAAGAUAAAGCCAACUCUCUUAACAUUUUCACACAACACCCCCGUGUGUCAGUGACAUUUUCUUUCUGUUUUAUACUAUAUCUGUGAUGCUUGAGGCAGAUACUCCAAUGACUGUGUUGAAGAGAAAUGGAUGAAAAAGUUCAAAUCUUUGUGAUAUUUUUAGAAAACUAACGGUUCUUUCUUUAAAGAGUUGAUGUAGUAACAUUUCUUACAAUAUUACUCUCGGUUAUGUUACCUCAGGUGAUUUACAACAUUUGAGGCUGAUAAGUAACUGUUGUGUCUUGAACCUCCUCACAUGAACACAGCUGAAUAGUGAUACUAAAUGUAUUGUGUGUGUAUUCUGAGGGAACACAUCAGCUGUAAGUAUUUCUGUGUGGGCUUCACUACAACUCGCCUUUCUAUCAUUGCCUUUUGCCAGUAUCAACAUAUCAAGGGUCAUCAUAUCAUUGUCAUGUAUCAAGCAUAAUCAUGACAUCUGUCCAAUACAGUAAUAUAUAUAUUUGCAAUACUUUAUAAUAUGAAAAAUGGGAGAAAAGUGUAUGAGGUUAAACUAUAUUUGACAUGGGUUUGAGCAUUUAUUGUGUGCCUUGAUUGAAUUAACUUAUUUGUGGCUGUGUUAUUGUCCACUCAUUGCCAUGAACAUCAUGCCUCUCUCUGGGUCUGAAUUCAGUGCCAAAAGUGUAACAUGUGUUUACAGUAAGAUGUUGGUACAAUAUACUUUAUAUUUUACAUUACAUACAUUUUACGUGACAUAAAAAAGUGCCUUAAACCUUCAUAGUUAGGUUUGUAUGGUAUUAAGUCCACCAUGAGCAGGUGGUGAAUUUGUGUGCCAUGUCCAAAGCACUUUUUAGAGUCUAGUAUUGAAGCUGGAUUUUGUUUAAAAAUGUUCAAGUACAUUUGUAAACUAAUUGGUGUGCAAGAUGAUUUUUAUUCAGCAUGUACCUACCUGAAUACAAACCUAAUAGUGUGAAUUUAAUCUCUCACA